AUACACACUUGUUGCUCUUUCCGCAGGAAGUGAAGCACGUCGUUAGCUGAGUUGGUUUUCUGUACUAAACCUUUUCGACAUUUGACAUAACUAUCACCUAUAAUGACUGGCGGCAGCUUUGGAUAUGCACAAUUUACAAAUUGACUAAUUUGCUUUUGGCGGACAUCAAUAAGGGAUACAUGUAUCCAACUCAUGGAUGGCCUCUUAUCCACUACAUUUUUGAUGGGCAAAGUUUAGAGACAACGGGACAUAUAUUUCUGGAUCAAGGAAGUACUCCUUGCCAAAGGACUUUGAAACAUGCCCUUGCCAUUCGGAUUAAAACUCAAAAGAACUCGAAGGUAUACUGUCUCAAGCAAGAGCUGUCUGGUCACACGCAUUCAGCUGCUCAAUGGGGAAUUUGUUGAGUUUACUCUUUCUGUGGAGAGCACCGGCCAGGAAUGUUUGGAGGCAGUUGCACAGAGACUCGAGUUACGAGAGAUAACAUACUUCAGCCUAUGGUACUUCAACAAGCAGAACCAGCAGCGUUGGAUCGAUCUGGAGAAGCCCCUGAAGAAGCAGCUGGACAAGUACGGCCUGGAGCCCACUGUCUACUUCGGCGUGGUCUUCUACGUGCCCACCGUAGGCCAGCUGCAGCAGGAAAUCACUAGAUAUCAGUAUUAUCUCCAGUUGAAGAAGGAUGUUCUCGAAGGCCGAAUCCCUUGCUCCAUAGAACAGGCCAUCCGCCUGGCUGGCUUGGCAGUGCAAGCUGACUUUGGAGACUUCAAUCGUUACGAUUCGCAGGAGUUUCUUCAGAAGUUUGUGCUCUUUCCUAUCGGCUGGAUCCAGGAUGAGAGAGUACUGGAAGAGGCCACUCAGAAAGUGGCUGUGCUUUACCAGAACUACAGGGGGUUGCCUGCCCCAGAGGCUGAGAUGUUGUACAUGCAGGAGGUGGAGAAGAUGGAGGGCUAUGGCCAGGAGAGUACCCCAGCCAAGGACAGCCAAGGCACUGAUAUCCUCCUUGGGGCCUGUCUGGAUGGCAUUUUUGUCAAGCACAAAAACGGCAGGCCACCCCUUGUAUUCAAGUGGAAUGAAAUUAACAACAUGACUCACAAUAAGUCCUUCUUUGCCCUGGAGCUUACCAACAAAGAGGAGAGCGUGCAGUUCCAGACCGAAGACCUGGAAACCUCCAAAUAUGUGUGCCGGAUGUGUCUGGCAAGGCACAAGUUUUAUAAGAUUAACAAGAGCAGCCUAGAGGAGUCUGACCCCCCUUCGCCUUCUGAGGGCUCCCAGAAGUCCAUUCUCACUCUUUCCUUUCCUCGCUUUCCUUUUCUGCCUUCUAACAAGGGCCAAACCCAGCCUACCGCUGUGAACCCAGUGAGACGCCGAUCCUCCACCAGGAUGUCUCUGCCAAAGCCCCCGCCCUACAUGUUGCCCCCGCCACAGAUGCACUACAAUGGUCACUUCACUGAGCCUUACACAUCCUCACAAGACAACCUGUACAUGAACAGUCAGCACGGCUACUACUACCACUCCCAGACCAGUCUGGACCGCUCACCACUUGAAUACGGCAACAGCGGCGGUGGGAACGGGCGGCUGCGUAACGGCAGCGUGUACAGCGCCCACAGCACCAGCUCCCUCACCAACCCCCAGCACUACAUGCAGCCCUCGCCCAUGUCCUCCAACCCCUCCAUCACAGGCAGUGAUAUCACCCGGCCCGACUACGUGCCCUCGCACCGCCAUAGCGCACUCAUCCCCCCCUCCUACCGCGCCACCCCGGACUACGAGACGGUCAUGAGGCAGAAGAACCGGGGAGGUGGAGGAGGGAUGGUGCAUGGCCACGAGCACCGCCAGAGCCACUCCAUGAGGAACCUGAACAUUGGGAACUCGUACGCCUACAGCAGGCCGGACCCCCUGGUCUACAGCCAGCCGGAGAUCAGAGGAGAGCAUGGUGGAGGAGGAGCGCACCACCACUACCCCUUCCAUCUCAACUCCAGCUUCCACAGCCCCUCGCCGUACCCCUACCCCACGGAGAGGAGGCCGGUGGUGGGGGCGGUUAGUGUGCCCGAGCUGACAAACGUCCAGCUGCAGCAGGCGCAGGAGUAUCCUGCGGCCAAUAUCAUGAGGACCCAAGUGUACCGCCCUCCACCCCCCUACCCAUACGGCGCCCACCCACGGCCCGCCAACAGCACGCCGGACCUGUCUCGCCACCUGUAUGUGAGCAGCAGCAAUCCGGACCUGAUCAUUACACGGCGCGUGCACCACUCGGUCCAGACCUUCCAGGAGGACAGUUUGCCUGUAGCCCACUCCCUGCAGGAGGUAUCCGAGCCCUUGUUCCUGGCUGGACCCCCACAACACCACCCCCACCAACACAACGCACACAAACGCAACUCCAUCGAGAUUGCCGGCCUGGCUUACAGCCUGGAGGGUAUGAGGGUCAAGGAAAGGACUGUAUCUGCCUCAGCCGCAGACACCCCCCCUCUGGCCCCGCGUGGCCCCUCAGGCUCCCAGCUCAACGUGUUCCUGGAGCGGACCAAGUCAGAGGACGGGGGGGAGGGGAAAGAGGACGUUCGCUACGGCCACAAGAAGUCCCUGUCAGACGCCACCAUGCUGGUGCACAGCAGCGAGGAAGAGGAGUUUGAGGAUGAGAGCGGACGCCACACCCCCCAAUCCCACGAUGCAUUAUUGUCCGGGCCUGACCCGCAGCAGCUUCUAACCAAUCUGGGACAGAUUCCCCUGGAGCCCCCGCCCGCAUAUCCCAUUGGCUCUUUCCUUGACCCUGUCCUGUCUGGCCUCCCGGCCUAUCAGGUGAACCCACUGAUCCAGGAGGCAGAGUCACUGUACCUGUUUGAGGGCGGGCAGACUGGCAGGAUGGUGCCCUCGAUGUCGGAUAGUGACAUCAGUGGGCAGAACAAACCGAAGACCAAGAAGGAUUUCAUCAAGAAGAGGCCUGUGUCAGACGUUCCUGCUGGGAAGAAACCCAUUGAUGGCCUGCCUCCUGCCGGCAUGAAGAAGCGGGCUGAGCUGAAGAAGAUGGGUCCUCUGAAGGUGGCGGCCCUCAACGGCCUGACCCUGUCCAGGCUGCCCAUGCACGAGGGAGGCAAGGACCAACCUGAGAAGGCCUCCAACGACGAGAGGUGUAAGGUGCUGGAGCAGCGUAUGGAGCAGGGCAUGGUGUUUACAGAGUACGAGCAGGUGGCCAAGCGGCGUCCGGCAGGCGACUGCAGCAUCGCCCAGCUGCCAGAGAGCGGCGAGAGGAAUCGCUUCCAGGAUGUGCUGCCCUACGACGACACGCGUGUGGAGCUGGUGCCCACCAAGGAGAACAACACAGGCUACAUCAACGCCUCGCACAUCAGGAUCACGGUGGGUGGAGACGAGUGGAGCUACAUCGCCUCCCAGGGCCCUCUUUCUAACACUUGUCUGGACUUCUGGCAAAUGGUGUGGGAGCAGGGUGUGGCCAUCAUCGCCAUGGUUACAGCUGAAGAGGAGGGUGGCAGGGAGAAGAGUUUCCGCUACUGGCCACGUCUGGGCUCUCGCCACAACACGGUGACAUACGGACGCUUUAAGAUCACCACGCGCUUCAGGACGGACUCAGGCUGCUAUGCCACCACGGGCCUGAAGAUCAAACACCUGCUGACGGGCCAGGAGCGCACCGUAUGGCACCUGCAGUACACAGACUGGCCCGACCACGGCUGCCCCGAGGACUUCAAGGGCUUCCUCUCGUACCUGGAGGAGAUCCAGUCAGUGAGGAGACACACCAACAGCACCAGCGACCCAAAGAACACCAACCUACCUGUGCUGGUCCACUGUAGCGCUGGAGUGGGCCGCACCGGGGUGGUCAUACUCACUGAGAUUAUGAUCGCCUGUCUGGAACACAACGAGAUGCUGGACGUCCCGACCGUCCUGAACAUGCUCCGGCAGCAACGCAUGAUGAUGGUGCAGACCAUCUCACAAUACACCUUCAUUUACAAAGUCCUUAUCCAGUUCCUUCGCAACUCCAGGCUAAUCUAAGCGCAACCCCCCCCCCCCCCCCCCCCCCCCCCAAGGUUUGUGUCGGCCACAAGAAAGCAUCUGUGGCCUUUAGCUCCAAAAUGGUGGUGCUGGUGGAUGGUCCUUUUUCGAAGUGUUAGUGGAGGUGAGACUGCGAUAAAACCUGACAAUGAAAGGAUCACAUGACUUUGUGCGUGUCCCCCUCUUGAACAGUAUUAAUGAGAUUUCACUGUAGGAUUUUUACACAAUUACUGACAUGAAACCCAGCACUUGAAACCUAGACAUGAAACCCAGCACUCGGAUUAUUGUAUAUCAAUAUCAUUAAUUACAGAUAUUUGUUUAUCACAGAUUUUAGUUUUGACGAUUUGUGUGCUGUGCUGGAUGAUGGUCUUUAUAAAGAAGGACUUGACUAAUGUUUUGAUUGAGAAUUCCUGAAGGAAGUUAAAAUCACACUUUGAUUACGUUGGACUACUGUUUGUUGUCUGCUUGACGGUGGAAGAUGAGAAUGGUCACUUUUUUUAAUGAAGGGCAUCUUUGGUGAACUGCACUUGUAUCUAAGGAGUGUAGAUGUGUUACCAUGUUUCUACUGUGGUGGUUUCGGAUUUCUCCUUUGCUCUUAUUUGGCUUAGCAAUAGGCCUGACACUAAGACCAUGUAUUGAUUUAUAAGAGGGGUUCAUUUUAUGGUAUCACAAACCUCACUUUGGGGAAAACCUGGGUAUUUGUAACCAAAGAGCUAAAGUCAAUAGCUACACACACACCAUGUUGAGUUAUUCAGGUGUCUACCAAAGAAUCUUUACUGUUAAACACAAACACACAUUGAGGUAUUUGGACAUAACUGGAAUUGAUGGAAUUAAAUUAUCCCCCCCCCCAUUCUGUCUCUCCCAUAUAGCACUAUACCAGACAUGGCUCACACAUAAUGUGCAAUCCGCAGUUGAAAUAAUAUCAAAGUGUUUUUCCCACCACUGUUUUGGUAAAAAGCUGAGGAGUGGGGCUGGAGAAAUGUAGCCACUCUCAAAUUCAUAAACAGAGCUAUGUGUGCAAGGACUGACCAUCCAUGAUGUCAAAAUUAUAGUUUGAACCAUGUUUUGAGGCUAUACAGUGUUUGUUUACAUUGGCUUUUACAUUUACUUUGUUUACAAACAUUGGAGUAAAACAAGCUUAUUUUAAGUUCUGAUGGGAUAUGACAGUUGAACUAAGCUCAUGAUGCAUUUAUACGUUUUAUAUUCUUCAAGAAUCAAUGGGCACAUAUUCAUUUGUAAGUAAAAACAAUGGAUGUAGUAACUGCAGAUUAACCCUUAUGUACAUUCCAUUCUAACUGAUGUGUGCCUAAAUGGUUGGUGGACUCUGGGAUAAGACCGUUUCAAUUGAAAAAGGACAUGCGGUGGAGUCAAAGUAUUCAGACCCCUUGACUUUUUCCACAUCUUGUUACGUUACAGCCUUAUUCAAAAAUUGAUUAAAUAUAUUUUUUCCCCUCAAUCUACAUUUGCAAACAUUUCUAAACAAUUUUUCACUUUCAUUAUGGGUUAUUGUGUGUAGAUUGAGAGAAAAAUGAUUUAAUAAAUUUUACAAUAAGGCUGCAACAAAGGGGGGGUCUGAAUACUUUCUCAAUGCACUGUAGGUCAGAAAGCGGUUCGUAAGGAGGUAGGUAUUGAGACAUGGCCAUUGAUUGAUUUCUUCAGUCAGAUUCAUGUGUAUGAGAUGGGAAAAGGAUUGAGAAAUGAGGUGGAAAGGUUUGGUUUGUAGUGGAUGAUUUACAUAUUUAGCCGUUCAGAGACUGAACGCUGCUGAUCCAUACUAAUUUAAACACACAGAAUGUGUUUAAAAUGAGUGCCAUAACUAUUGUUGAGGAAAUACCCCUUUACAGCGAGCUUUCUUUAUAUCUGGGGGGAAAAAGUGCUUACAUAUUUUUUAAGUGUAGAAAUCUGCAUUGAAAGGGCUUUACGUAUUGCAUAUGAAGGAAACAACACGGAUGGAAUUUGUUGUGAAUGACCAUCUUUAAAUUGCCAUGUUUUUUUUUCUUGCAUCGUUUGUAUCAGUUUCUUUUGACAUCUUAGUACCAUGAAGUAGUCUGUUCUACUCAUCUUAUGGAGAAACACAUGUGACGUGUUCAAUGGCCCUCUUCACGAAGGCAACAUCCCAAUAGUAACACAUAGCUUUCUUUCCUUUCAGUGCUAAAAUUGAAAGAACUUGAUUGGGUUAGAUCAUUUUAAUGUCAUCUAUGUUCACGGCCAUGAUCAAAAAGAGGCAAGGAAAAGCAAGUAUUUCAUGAGAAUUCAGACCUACACAUUCAUUGGAAAACACUAAUCAUAUUUUGUCAUCCUGUUCACUAGUAGUGCUUGGUAUGUUCAACUAAGUACCAUGCUCAUUAGUGUGAGGAGGUAUGUGUCAGGGCUGUAUUACAGAUGUGUUUAGUGGAUUCUGAAUGGUUCAGAGUAUCACUGGCAGCAGUUAUCCUGGGCACAGUGCUUGUUUUCACCCCAGUGAGACAUUUGGCCCACCUCUGCUACAGAGAGAGACACAUCCUGUUGUUAACAGGCCUAACCACAGUGACCACCAAUACAUGCUGGACCAGCGUUAAGAUCCUAUCCUAUAUAUCAGGUCAAAUUGGUUCCCAAAUGGCACCCUAUUCCCUACUGUUCCCUACACUACUAUUGACAGGGGCACAUAGAGGCUCUUUUCAAAAGUAGUGCACUAGAGAGUAGGGUGCCAUUUUUGGAUCGUGAUCUUUUUGCUAGCCUAUAGCCACAGUACCUGUGAAGUAACCGUAAAGGGAUAGUUAUUUAAAAAUUAAUUGCUGUCAAAGUAUUUUGACUGACAUGUAUAUCCUUAUGAGGACCAUAUGGUCAAAGCAGUCUAUCAGGAAUGAUGAUUCCAAAGGCAGGUUCCAACAUUGCAACCAGAAGAUUUUGACAAGAGUAGUAUUCUCUUCCAGAAUGGUGGGUUUGAUAAGGCUUGCUUUAGAAUGACAAUUGAAUUUGUUUAGGUGUGAAACUGUUUAAACUUUUACCAUAUUUAUUAGAUUGAACUGGAAAAAACUCAUAACCCUGAAACUGAGUGGACAUUGGUUGGCUUAGAACAGAACUGGAUUUUAAAGGCCCUUGUACAUGCUGCUUCGAGUUUUUCAUUUUUUUUAAAGAUCAUGCUGAUUUAUUGAUUUGAGUCUUAUUACGUUGUGGAAGUUGUUACAGAAUGUAACUCAUUUGUGACUGAGGCUACAGUUUUGCCCAUAUCUGAUCUCCUAAGAAUGUUAUACCGGUUGGCUAUGCUGUACACAUUGUGAAAUCCUCAGCUUUAAAGCACCAUCUUGUAACCAAUUUAGACCUAUUACCUGUAUAAAAUGGAGAAAAAAAUGAAUUAUUCCAUUGUAAAAAAAUAUAUAUAUUUAAAGGAGUCUUUUCUGCUUA
Salvelinus fontinalis (brook trout) is the source of this 7371-nucleotide messenger RNA. It is a transcript of the gene ptpn21, whose product is annotated as protein tyrosine phosphatase non-receptor type 21. Gene Ontology annotation, molecular function: protein tyrosine phosphatase activity. Bases 298 to 3987 code for a protein of 1229 amino acids. Gene Ontology annotation, biological process: protein dephosphorylation. The transcript has 20 exons. The record is from RefSeq and is a predicted model, not a curated record. Gene Ontology annotation, cellular component: cytoskeleton. Lineage: Eukaryota; Metazoa; Chordata; Actinopteri; Salmoniformes; Salmonidae.